Sycon ciliatum is the source of this 3286-nucleotide messenger RNA. RefSeq lists its product as uncharacterized. The coding region runs from base 212 to 3286 and encodes 1024 amino acids. The transcript is spliced from 2 exons. Gene Ontology annotation, biological process: DNA integration. The record is from RefSeq and is a predicted model, not a curated record. NCBI's taxonomy places the organism in Eukaryota, Metazoa, Porifera, Calcarea, Leucosolenida, Sycettidae. Gene Ontology annotation, molecular function: nucleic acid binding.
UCGUCUAGCGGACCCUAUCCCGGAAGUGUCAGAGGCAGCUCCUAUCGACCUCCUCAUUGGCUCCGAUUACUAUGGCCACAUCAUCCAGCAGGCUCGAAUCACCCUGUCCUCUGGUCUCUUCCUUCUCUAAUCUCGACUUGGAUAUGUCUUGACCGGCCUCCAACCUGCCGCGGCCGACAGUUCCCAGACAGCGCUACUCUGCCACACUUCCAUGAACCAAGCUUUGAGCCAGUUGAACGUGUUCCAUCCAGCAAGCAGUGCCGCACCGACCCCAGAUAUCACCGACAUGUGGUGUCUCGACCGUAUCGGCAUUCACGAUUCGCCAAAGGUCACGGCUGACGACCUGGCUCUGAAGCACUUCCAGGAUCACGUCCGUAUUGUCGAUGGUCGCUACGAGGUGGCAUGGCCGUGGAAGGCCACACCACCUGACCUCCCCACCAACUACGGCUUGGCAAUCGGCCGUUUAUCGAGUCUGUGCCGCCGCCUCUCUGCCGAUCCUGAUCUACUUCACAAGUAUGACACAGUCAUGAAGUCACAGACUGACCUGGGCGUCAUUGAGGAAGUCACCGAGCAGUCCACGAUUGGUCCUGUUCAGCACUACCUACCCCACCAGCCUGUCGUUACGCCAUCGAAGGCAACAACCAAGCUGCGUAUCGUGUAUGACGCUUCUGCUAAAAGUUCGAAACGGUCCAACAGCUUGAACGACUCAAUGUACCGAGGCCCUAUCCGACUACCCAACCUCUGUGGCAUGCUCCUCCGCUUCCGUUGCCAUGACGUUGUGAUGCUAGCUGACAUCGAGAAAGCUUUCUUACAACUCAGCAUCCGUCCAGAGGAUCGAGACGUCACCCGGUUCCUGUGGCUGAAAGACGUAGCCCGUCCCACGCCCACUGAGGACAACCUCGCUGUAUACUGUUUCUGUCGCAUGCCGUUCGGUGUCAUCGCUAGCCCCUUCCUGUUGGAAGCAACGGUUCGGCACCAUCUACGCAGUCAUCCGUCAGCCUUGUCCACCAUGAUUGCCGACAACAUCUAUGUGGAUAACAUCAUCAUCGGUAUUGAUGACCACACUGAUUCUACCACUGUCUACCGUCAGUCCAAGGACCUGUUUGCCAAAGCUUCCAUGAACCUGCGCGAAUGGACGAGCAACUCUGCAGAGGUCCGCGCCGCUCUACCACAGCAGGACCGAGUCCAGGCCCGUCACGUCAAAGUUCUUGGUCUCUCCUGGGACACCCAAGCUGAUCAACUUACGAUCCCGAGCAGUAAGACGCUGCGGGUGCCAUCCACCCCGGAUUCCCCCGUGACCAAGCGGAUUGUCUUGUGUGGUCUCUCCAGCUUGUACGACCCCCUUGGCCUUGUGCUGCCUAUCACGUUGCGUGCACGCCUCCUGCUACGCCAGAUUUGGCAGUCUCAACUCGACUGGGACUCGCCGCUUCCUGAAUCGCUUGCCGAGCAAUGGUUGGAGAUUUCUGCCAUGAUGUCUGAUGUCUCGUCUCUGGCUAUCCCUCGACUCUAUGGCCCAGUCACGGCUGCUGUCGACAUCCAACUCCAUGUCUUCACCGAUGCUUCGAUGGAUGCGUACGCUGCAGCUGCCUUUCUCCGGGUGACGACUGCCGGCAAGCACUACGCCAGUCUCAUCUUCAGUAAGUUGCGCCUUGCCCCAACGUCCAAAUCCCAGAGCGGUGAGUCCCUGUCCAUACCGCGUUUGGAACUGAUGGGCGUUGUGAUCGGUGCCCGUCUGGCAGUCUUCCUACUCGAGCAGCUCCACGUCCGUAUCUCCUCGACAACGCUAUGGACCGACUCCAAGUGUGUCCUACAUUGGUUGGCAUCAACGCGGGAUCUGGCGCUGUUUGUGCAGAACCGCAUUGCCGAGCUACGCUCCCACAAGUCAUUGGCAUACCGCUAUGUCCCGACCUCCGCCAAUCCUGCUGACUUGGCAACACGUCCCCGCAGCGUGCAAGACCUGGCGAAGGAUGCCCUCUGGUGGCAUGGACCGCCCUGGCUUCAAGGACCUGACUCGCACUGGCCUCUCCGAGAAAGUCUUCACCUCACGCCCGAAACACUGCAACAAAUCGCUGCUGAGUUGCGUGGCUCCAAUGUCCUCCAUAGUGUCACUCUUGCUGCCGCUGAUACAACACCGCCAAUGCCUGCAGCUGAUGUUCUCACUGUGCUAGUCGACCGCACGUCUCGUCUUGAACGACUCGUUCAUAUCGUGUUCUACUGCUGCCGGUUCAUUCAGCUCAAACUGUGGGCUUCACUUACAAGUGAACGACGGACCGCGCUCCACAAGUCUCAUCCGCUACUGAGAACCCUGUUGCAAGCGCUCAUUAAGACACCAGCACUUACCGCUACAACACGGCGCCUCAUCCUGUGCCUCCUUGUCCGGUCGGCCCAACAGCAGUGCUUCACAUCCGUGUUCAACAGCAUCGCGAAAGGCACCAGAUGUCCCCUCCAGCAACAGCUUGGUUUGACGAUUGACACGUUCGUCAUCAUUCGGUGCCACGGCAGAGUGAAACCCGCCUCCGAUACCGCUGAUGCUCCGCAGGCUCUGCUUCCACCUGGUCAUCGGCUCACGCAUCUCAUUGUCAUGGAUGUACACUGCCGCCUGCUUCAUGUCGGGACAACUCACACUCUAGCUCAGCUACGCCUCUACUUCUUGCUACCUCGAGGCCGGGAAACCGUGCGAGCUAUCAUUCGCCGGUGUGUGACAUGCCGUCGACACGAAGGUUCCCCAUUCAAGCUCCCAUUACCACCUCCCUUACCGAAGGAACGCGUGGCCAGAGCAGCACCGUUCGAGUUCGUUGGCCUAGACUACUUCGGUCCGCUCCUGACGCGCAGCUCGGAUGGUGUGGUCACCAAGGUAUGGGUAUACCUCUACACCUGUUUUGCUGUGCGUGCUGUGCAUUUGGAGUGUGUCCUUGACAUGUCCACGGAUCACUUCAUCGCAAGCCUACGCCGCUUCAUAGCUAGGCGCGGCGUGCCCCGUCUGUUGUACUCCGACAAUGCAUCGCAGUUCAAACUAGCAUCGUCUGUGUUGGAUGAAGCUUGGAGUGAUGCUACAUCCGAUCCCAUGGUGCAAGACUACCUGACUAACCACGACAUUGUGUGGAAGUUUACUACAGCUUUGGCACCAUGGCAAGGUGGGCUGUACGAGCGCAUGGUCGGACUCGUGAAGAGGUCUUUGCGGAAAUCCAUCGGACGGCAACUCCUGACCGUCAACCAGCUAACCACCGUGUCCACCUCACUUGUUCUUCUCCUCAAUCCUGAUGAUGGCUCCUGGCCGAAAUUUUGA